Caenorhabditis remanei is the source of this 1023-nucleotide messenger RNA. RefSeq lists its product as uncharacterized. Bases 1 to 1023 code for a protein of 340 amino acids. Lineage: Eukaryota; Metazoa; Nematoda; Chromadorea; Rhabditida; Rhabditidae. The record is from RefSeq and is a predicted model, not a curated record. The transcript has 5 exons.
AUGGGUCGGGUUACGAAAAAUUGUGAUGCCAAAUCUUCCGCCGACUACGAGUCAUUUGCGAGAAAUUCAAUUUGUAAACGAUCCGAAAACCAGCGCCCCUGUGAUCCCCGAUUAACCAAUGAUGAUCGUUCAGUUCUCGCUGAUUUCAAGCUUAUAAAGAAGAUUGACUCAGAUAUUAGUAAUCUUGGGGAGAGAUAUUUCGAGGAGGACGACCAAGUGACUAGAUCUCUCAUUCAUAGUAUUCUGAAGAAAUUGGAUACCAUUGGAGACGGUACUGAGGAAUCACUGAAUAUCGAUACGAUCGAUUCUUUCCGCUCCUAUUGCGUACGAGCCAAGGAUCUCUAUAAUGAUAAAAUUGUGCGCCUACGAGCUAAAAAAUCUGAGCAAGAGGAAUUGCUCACAGAUAGAAAAGAAUCGUUAAUGGCCGCUAUUGAGCGGAAAUUAAAACAAGCGACCCAAGAUGCGGAUCGUUCUAUUGACUUGAAUGCGAUCUUUUCUCACGACUCAUUCUGUGAAAAGUCGGCUACCGGGGACUCUGCUCAUUCUGAAUAUACUAAAUCAACACAACAAGAUGAGGUCACCGGCAUGGAUAUGCUCCACGGACAAAACUAUGGUUUUAUGACGAGUUAUGGAGAACAUCGGGGAGGAGACUCUACUCCACAAAAGCCUGUAUUCGAAUUCCUCACGCCAAAAUUGCCAUCUGAAUCCAAAAAGUACAAUCACAAGUUAGAACAACAUUCCAGCGCUGGAAAGUCUACACCAAAAACUGUUAAGUUUACACCUUACAAGAUUCCACAACAACGGAAAAUGUCGGCGCGGAGUGAUGUGAUGUGUACCGAGUCACCAAGUAAAGCAGUUUCGGGGGCCUUUUCUCAACUCUCUGUUUCCGCUACUAAUAAACAGACCAGUUCUAUUAGGAACUUGUUGACCGCCGGUGGACACCAAAGUGGAUUGCCACAAGAGACGCAAGCAACGGUUACUGUGCGAAAUACGACUACCACCAUGACUUCCCUACACGAAUAG